GAAGCACCUGAGAGGCAGCCACUCGGCCCCAGCACUGCGGGCCCCUCCCUCCCUCCGACGGUUUCACUUUUGUUUUCUUUUCCCAGCCCUUCGGCUUCAGGGCGAAGGGGAAGGAGUCCGGCGGAAGGCCUGGGCUGCGGCGGCCCAGGCAGCCGGGGGAGCGCUGUGAUGACGGACGAGGAAGAGGCAGAGCUGAGGGCAGCAGUGGAACUCAGAGGCCUGCCCCCCGACGUCCCAGACGAGCUGCUCACACUCUACUUUGAGAACCCUCGAAGCUCUGGGGGUGGCCCGGUGUCGAGUUGGCAGAGACUUGGCCGCGGGGGCAUCCUCACCUUCCAGGAGGCUGCAGAUGCAGCGAGGGUCUCGGCCCAGGAGGAGCACAUUCUGCACGGCGCUCGGCUGAGCCUGCGGCCAGCCCCACCACGCGCCCCUGCGCGCCUGCUGCUCCAGGGGCUGUCUGCUGGCACGGGACCCCGGCGCCUGGAGCAGUACGUCCAAGCCCUGCUUUGUGCCGCCGGGCAGCCGGUGCAGCCGUGCCGCGCCCUGGCCAGUCCCCGACCAGACCGGGCCCUGGUGCAGCUGCCCAAGCCCCUUUCAGAGGCAGAAGCCCGCCUCCUGGAAGAGCACGCCCAGGCCCUGAGCCUGGAGGGGGCCGAGGUCUCCCGGGCCUGGGUGCCCCAGGCCCGGGCGGUGCGUGUCACGGGGGGCAGCCCCCCUGCAGACCUGCUGCUGCUGGAGCUGUACCUGGAGAAUGAGCGCCGCGGUGGCGGGGGGGCCCUGGAGGGCGUGCGCAGCCUGCCAGGGCACCUGGGCACCAUCGCUCCCUUCCAGCAGUGGCAGGUGGCCGAACGGGUGCUGCAGCGGGCCCACCAGCUGCAGGGUUCAGAGCUGAGCCUUGUCCCGCACUACGAUGUCCUGGAGCCCGAGGAGCUCAGCGAGCACACCAGUGGAGGGAACCGCUUGGCCGAGCUGGGGCCUGGGGCCCCCAAGCCUGCUCUCCUGGAGGCUGGAGGGCCAGCAAGGGCACAGAAUUGUGCAGGGAAUGUGACAUUGGGCUCUGAGGAGGCACCGGGGCAAACAGGAGCCUCUCUGAGGACAGGUCCUCUCUGGGACAGGUCCUCGCUGGGACAGGCCAGGCCAGUCAGCUCAGGGCCCGUGGGGUCUUCAGAACAGGAGGGGCUGGUGAGCCCAGGGCCUACGGGGUCUCCAGGCCCAGGGGAGAUCGCCGUGGAGUCUCUGGAGCAGGUGGCGUCGAUGAGCCUGGGCCCUGUGGGGUCCCCGGGGCAGGAGGGCCUGGUGGAGACAGUGCUGCCGAUGGAGCUGGGAGCAAUGCGCUUCAUUCAACUCUAUCAUGAGGACCUUCUUGCUGGCCUGGGAGACGUCGCCCUCUUCCCGCUCGAGGGAUCAGAUAUGACUGGAUUUCGGCUCUGCGGAGCCCUCGCCCCAUGCCAGGCAACCGAGGAGUUUCUGCAAAGUCUGCUGGGCAGCGUUAGCUGUCACGUGCUGAGCCUGAAGCACCCAGGCAGCGCCAGGUUCCUGCUGAGCCCAGAGGGGCAGCGCCUUCUGCGGGGGCUGGAGGCUCAGUUCCAGUGCGUCUUUGGGACAGAGCGUCUGGCCAGGGCUGCCCUGGACACAGACCCGGGAGAGGUGGACCCCACUGAGGCCCUACAGGCCCUCCCUGGCCACUCCCACACCCUGUGGCCUCCAGACAAUAUGGACGGUGACCAGGAGAAUAUGAGCCUAGAGGAGGUCCGAGAGCUGCUGGCCGCCCUGGAGGGCCUGGACGGGGAAGACUGGCUGCCCCUGGAGCUGGGGGAGGAGGAGCCUGAGGGGCAGCCGGAGGAGGAGAAGACUCCCAGGGCUGGGGAGGGGCCCGUGGCCCCCAGCACCGGGGCACCCGGGCGGCUGGAGGAGGAGGCCGAGCUGCAGCUGGCUCUCUACCGGUCACUGGAGCCACAGGGCCAGGCGGCCGAGCGGGAGGAGGCUGUGGCGCUGCAGCGGGCCCUGGCCCUCUCCCUGCUGGAGCCGCCCCCGCUGCAGGAAGAACAGGAGGAGCUCCGGGGUGGGGGGCCUGGUAGCUGGGCCCAGCUGGAGGUGCAUGCGGCCUUUGAGCAGGAUAUGGAUGAGCUGGACCAGGCCCUAGAGGCGGCCUUGGAGGUGCACCUCCGGGAGGAGACGGUGGGGCCCCAGGGCUGCGUGCUGCCCGCGGAGCUGUGCGCCCGCCUGGAGCGGCGCCACGGCGUGAGUGUUGCCCUUCGUGGUGACCGCACCGUCCUCCGUGGCUUUGGGACCCAGCCCACCCGUGCGGCCCGCCACUUAGCAGCGCUGCAGGCUGGCCCCCGGGAUCAGAGCUUGGCCUUUCCCUUGGCGGCUUCGGGCCCCACUCGUGAGUCUGCAGCCCGCGCGGGGGAGGGCAGGGUGGACCGGUGCCCCAGGUAUGGCCCGCACCCCCUUUCUCUCUGUGUGUCAGUGCCACAGCAGAGGCCGAGGGAGCCCUUGGGCAGGCUGGAGUGCGUGGCCGAGAGCAGCAGUGAGUUCCAGACGGUAGUGCAGGCCUUCUACGACACACUGGACGCUGCCCACGGCAGGAUCCAUGUUGUCCGGGUGGAGCGUGUGUUGCACCCGCUGCUGCAGCAGCAGUACGAACUGCACCGGGAGCGCCUGGAGCAGUGCUGUGACCGGCGGCCGGCCGAGCAGGUCCUGUACCACGGCACGUCGGUGGCCACCGUCCCAGACAUCUGCGCGCACGGCUUCAACCGCAGCUUCUGCGGCCGCAACGGCACGCUCUACGGACAGGGCGUGUACUUCGCCAAGCGCGCCUCCCUGUCGGUGCUGGACCGCUACUCGCCCCCCGACGCCGAGGGCCACAAGGCGGUGUUCGUGGCGCGGGUGCUGACCGGCGACUACGGGCAGGGCCGCCGCGGGCUGCGGGCACCCCCCCCGCGGCCCCCCGGCCACGCGCUCCUGCGCUACGACAGCGCGGUGGACUGCCUCCCCCGGCCCAGCAUCUUCGUCAUCUUUCACGACACCCAGGCGCUGCCCACCCACGUCAUCACUUGCAAGCACAUGUCUCGGUCUCCCCCUGGAGACCCCCCUGGGCUCUUGAGCAACUCCCCAGCCACCUAACCUUAGAGGCCCCGCCCCCUCGGCCCAGCCGCUGGCCUCCUGCUCCCCAGGCUCCCCGCUCCGCACAGCCCCACCGCACCCUUCCCCGCCCGAGCUGCCCCCGGGGGCGCCCCUGCCUCCUGCAGUGGUGCCCAUACGGGCGGCCGGACGAGGAGGGCUUGGGCAGGGUUCCCCGCCCCCCCCCACCCUCGGGCUGGCCCAACCACCAGGGGUCAGCAGAGCCCAGGAGGAGGGGGGCCGGCCCUCGCCCGAGCGCGACUGUGUUGUUUAAAUAAAUGUGUACGUGAAA
This is a messenger RNA of Balaenoptera ricei (Rice's whale), 3415 nucleotides long. It is a transcript of the gene PARP10, whose product is annotated as poly(ADP-ribose) polymerase family member 10. Lineage: Eukaryota; Metazoa; Chordata; Mammalia; Artiodactyla; Balaenopteridae. Gene Ontology annotation, cellular component: nucleus; cytoplasm. Gene Ontology annotation, molecular function: transcription corepressor activity; NAD+ poly-ADP-ribosyltransferase activity. Gene Ontology annotation, biological process: negative regulation of gene expression. The transcript is spliced from 10 exons. The record is from RefSeq and is a predicted model, not a curated record. Bases 169 to 3126 code for a protein of 985 amino acids.